Molecule: messenger RNA, 3813 nt
Organism: Lytechinus variegatus (green sea urchin)
Lineage: Eukaryota; Metazoa; Echinodermata; Echinoidea; Temnopleuroida; Toxopneustidae
Exons: 6
Coding region: 483-1847 (454 amino acids)
Biological process (GO): immune response
Cellular component (GO): membrane
Molecular function (GO): receptor ligand activity; tumor necrosis factor receptor binding
Source: RefSeq, a predicted model, not a curated record
CAAACGACAACCAAUGUACCAUCGUAACCCAGACCCAGUCACUGUGGCAAGAUAUUUUGGAAUUAUAGUGUCUUUGUCCUUUUUCGGACUUUCUAGAGAUGGCACACUUCUUUAGGAAAAGCCCUGGUGUCUUGUGUCAAAGUUUGUUAUUCGGAAGGCUGACGAACUUCAUUAUGCAACCCCGGCUGAAAUAAAGAUUGAUAUCCGUCCGGAUGUUUAGGGUUUCCGUAUGGAAAAGUGGAUGAACAUUAUACCAAUGAAGUGAAUGGAGUAAGACUGCAAUCACUGUUGCAUUGGAAUUAAUUUUGGAGUUUUAAUCUUUGAUUGCAUUGUUCUAAACAGUCUGCAGCCUGGCAUGAUUGCUUUGAGCAGAAAUUUUGACAGUAUGCAGACUCCAUUAGGCACCUAUCAUUAUCCCUUGAAGUCUAUGACCAGCUGCAGAACUCUACAAGACAUCGCAGAGAUUCACCUAGAGGAAAACCAUGACCGAAGGGUCUCCUGCAAAUGGCACAGGUUCCGGACUGGACACCCGAGAGAUUACCGGGCUGGACACAGAAGGCACAACGUCAAAUGUGCCAACAGUGUCAAAAGAACGGAACAGAACAUUGCUGACUUCUCCAGGCCACACCUAUGAGCCGGACUCCAAGGACAUAUCUUCUUCAAGAUUGCAAAACAUAUCAGAAGAACUAAACAGACCUUUACUUAGGUUUCCUAGCAAGAGUGUAAACCACUCAAGGACACAUGCUCUUGGAGCAGCGAGAUUUAUUUUAACGGUGCUUGUUCCUUGUGCUGCUCUUUUGGUGACUUUAUCCAUGGCAUUCAUAUUGAUUUCGUGGAGUAAUGCACAAGCGCGGCUCUUGGAGAGGGUAGCGUUGCUGGAAGAAAGACUUUCAGAAGUUAGCAAGAGUUGUAAUUGUAGGAUGCCAACUGAUGGUGAGAGUGGACAAAGAGGCUCCACGAAUGGUGAAAGACGGGAGAACAAGUUCGCAUUUUUGAUGGCGAGUGGUCACGGGAAAGUCUUGGGAGUAGAGACAGAGUCGAAACCUGAUGGAGAUAUUCAUUCCUUACAUGACGUUCAUUCGUUAAAUGAACUUAAAGAAGUUCUAGAAACAGUAACCCCCGAGAUUCAUCCCAAAAUCCUUAUCAAGCUCGAAAACGCAAGGAGUACCUCGCCUGCAUCCUCAGAAGUACCUGAUAGCAGCACCCCAGCAUCAAAAGAUGAUACGCGGGCAUCACUGAAAAGCGUGCCUGUUAUCCCAAAAGACAGUGAAAGUGAAGGAGCCAGAUACAGAAGAGGCGGUAAGAAAAGAGGACGAGACCGAAAUCAGUCGGAUGAGCAGGCCCAGAGAGCCAGAAGUGUCGGAGCGGUAACGAGAGAAGCGGAUCGAAAUUCGACAGAGAUAAGGGGCGUCCAUUUCCAGGCCAAUCUCAAUCGAACCACAACAAUCGGCGUAGGUGAGGCUGGUUGGGUCCCUUACUGGGCUCUAUCCUCGUCAUUACUGAACGCAGGGUCUGCAGGCUACAUGGACGAAAUCAAGAGGGAAUUUCGACUAUCAGCGCGGGGGAACGUUACCGUACGAACUCCAGGAUUGUACUACGUAUAUAGCCAGAUGAUGUACUACGACCCGAAUGAGUACAUCGGUCAUAGCAUCGUGAUCGACGGUGUCGAAGCAUUCACCUGCAUCGCCCCGAUCUCGGAACAGACAAGCAAGUACAAAACAUGCUUCAUCGGCGGUCUCGUGUACCUUCCUCCACGGACUAAGGUUGCCAUCAAGAUGCUCUAUACCCCUCGUCGAGUUUGUCUCUUUGAAGACACAAGUUAUUUCGGCAUGUUUAGGGUUACCUGAGGCUUGUGUAGAUCCGGGUCGAAGCUCGACUUCGUUUGCUUUUACUGAGAGUCAAUAACGACUAAUGAGCCCCAGAUACCGACCGGAGUAAUCAUUCCAGCCCAGACUCGGACCAAAGUCCAUCAUGCAAAGUGAAUAUAGUUCGCAACGAUGAGUUCGAUCUUAUUUCUUAAACAACAUCAGCAGGGAUGGCUUCAUGCUAGAAAAAAAGUUCAUUUUAUAAUCAGAAUUUUGGUUGGGUAAAUGAAUACAUCAUACCUGGUCCAAAGGUAUACAAAGAAAGCCGCAUUAGUUUUCAAAGACAAUCAAUUUAUAUUCUAUAUUUUUCGUGAGUGACGGAUUUAGCAUGCCAUUAUGCAAUCUUCAAUUGAUAUUGUCUAACAUAUAAAGUAGUGACGUUAUAAUAACAACACCAAGAUAAAGUCACUGUUUUCUCAUCUGAAAAAUGUGGGCAUUGGUCAUAUAUUGGUAUUUACACGGCCCAGACCUCUAUUUUCAUACUCUACCUUCGUCGUUCUUCUUACGUUUUCUUCGUAUCUCUUUCUUUUUCUCAAGCUCUUUCCUUCUUUUUUUCAAAAAACUUUACUCUACAGGGGUAUAGUCACCCCCUGCCGCCUACCCCUUUGGAACCACUUUUAUGCUCCUGAACGAGGAACUAGUAGUACUGGUCAGAUGUUUUAUCCAACAAAGUCUGAUAUAUCUGGCAGUUACCAAAGCAACAUUCAGACACCUGUGCUUCUUACCCAAUCAAAAUCAGGGAAAGUUGUCACGUGUCUAAAAGAGAGGGGAACGCUUCAUCAACAAGCGUGUUAUGAUUUUGUUGAUUAAGUCCUGUACGCGAAGGGCAUAAAGUAUAACGCACGGUCAUCAUUAGGUGAAGUUUAUGCUUCAGUAACAAAUCGUGUUCAUCCGUGAGAUUUUGACUCAUUUUCCUAUUUGAAUUAAUUUUAAGAUUCUGUAGACAUGGUAGAUAUGCGCAAGAGCUAUCAAAGUUUGCUUUUAGCUUUUGUACGAAGGCCAUGCAUGAUAAUUUGCAAUAAUUAUUUAAGAUCUCCUUGAGAAAGGAAAUGACUUUCAUUUUUUGGCAAUUGUACUCAAACGUGUUUAGUAAAAAAAAAUGUGUAAACAUCUUUUUGAUCCCCGGUGUCAAGGGGGGAGGGUUGGAGUGAUAAAUUUUACUGUACUUUAUUGGUGCGUGCCGGAAAUUUCUGGAUAAAGGUGGCCCGUUUUUGCGCCUCUCCACUAAGAAAUUCUGGAUUUUGAAUAAGACUUACAUCUAGUUUGCACUUUUUCUUGUACAUAACUCUCUCAAGUUACCGCUCAAAAAGAUCUCUUGUAUAGUAUGUCGAUUUUUGUAUAUUUUGUGGGGUCGCAUAAAAAAUACUGUCAUGUUGUAGAUUUUUCUUACUUCUCAGUGCUUAUUAUGAUUAUGUCUAUAAUUUCAUAUCAAAUGUGGAUACAUACAUUGGGCCAAAUGAAUGUUCUAGUAUGUUUAUAUGUAAAAUGAAUAUGAAGAAAAAGAAGAAAAAAAAAUAGAAGAAGAAGAAUAAAAGAAGUAGUAGUAGAAGAAGAAGAAGGAGGAGGAGGGAAAAAAGAAGGGGGGGGGGGACAACACAUAUGCACUCUUAUACCAAGCCAGGUCUGUUUCACAAAACUGCUCUUCAUGAUGUUACACCCGACUUUACGAACCAACUGGUACAUUUAUUAUAGUGUGUACUGCCAAAUGAGACAUAAGUUCAAGUUUGAAUAUCUUUUAAAAUUGUAUUUUUCUUUGUAUUUAGCAUAUGAAUGAAAAGUUUAUCAUUUGCUAAAAUAUGAUUAUAUGAAAAGCAGUAACAGUUCGUUGCAUCACCAGGUAAAAAAUCUCUAGGUAUUGAAUUUCGAACAGGAACAUUUUGUGUUCUUUGGUAAAGUCAUGCCUUACUUUCCUGGAAACAAUAAUAAACUUAAUUUUGAUUCAACAUUA